GCUUCACUGUCGCAACCACAUUCCACCACUUUCGUAAUAUACGUCACAUCGGCCUAGAGCUGCAAAUAGCUCAAAAUGGCGGCUGCUCAAGUUAUUUCGAAUUCUGGUCAUGAUGACAUGAUCCACGAUGCGGGCCUCGAUUACUACGGACGCCGAUUGGCGACAUGCUCAUCCGACAAGACGAUAAAGAUAUUCGAGAUUGAGGGUGACACGCACAAACUUGUCGAGACUUUGAAAGGCCACGAAGGUCCUGUAUGGUGUGUCGAAUGGGCACAUCCCAAAUUUGGUACAAUUCUCGCGUCCUCAUCAUAUGACGGCAAAGUGCUCAUCUGGCGCGAACAACAUCAAAGCUCCACUGCCCCUAUUGGCAGCGGUGCCUGGACGAAAGUCUUUGAUUUCUCCCUUCACACCGCCUCUGUGAACAUGAUUUCCUGGGCCCCUCAUGAAACUGGAUGUCUUCUCGCCUGUGCUUCAUCUGAUGGUCAUGUCUCCGUCCUCGAAUUCCGCGAUAAUAGCUGGACCCACCAGAUUUUCCACGCUCACGGUAUGGGCGUCAACUCCAUCAGCUGGGCCCCUGCUGCCUCUCCCGGUAGUCUGGUCAGCUCAAACCCUGGUAUUGGACAGCAGCGGAGAUUUGUAACCGGCGGUAGUGACAAUCUACUUAAGAUUUGGGAUUACAACCCCGAGACAAAAACCUACAAUGCCACGCAGACGCUGGAAGGUCAUUCUGAUUGGGUUCGAGAUGUUGCUUGGUCGCCUAGCAUUCUCUCCAAGUCAUACAUUGCGUCUGCGUCGCAAGAUAAGACCGUUCGGGUUUGGACUGCUGAUGCAUCAAACCCUGGCCAAUGGACGAGCCAAGUACUUGAAUUUGAUAAUGUUCUGUGGCGUGUUAGCUGGAGCCCUAGCGGGAACAUUCUUGCUGUAAGUGGAGGGGACAACAAGGUCAGCCUGUGGAAGGAAAACCUACGGGGGCAAUGGGAAAAAGUGAAGGACAUCGAAGAAUGAUCUUGUUCCCGGGUUUGUUAUCUUAUCUACAUCUGUUUCUUUCUUUCUUCGUACCUAUCCAACUUCAGCAGAACCUAGAAUUAUGAGCUCAUCGGUAAUACAGUGUUCUUCUAUGAGC
Molecule: messenger RNA, 1123 nt
Organism: Aspergillus nidulans FGSC A4
Lineage: Eukaryota; Fungi; Ascomycota; Eurotiomycetes; Eurotiales; Aspergillaceae
Gene: sec13
Product: GTPase-activating protein SEC13
Exons: 6
Coding region: 76-1005 (309 amino acids)
Biological process (GO): nuclear pore localization; positive regulation of TORC1 signaling; positive regulation of ER to Golgi vesicle-mediated transport
Cellular component (GO): Seh1-associated complex; COPII vesicle coat; cytoplasm
Molecular function (GO): structural molecule activity
Source: RefSeq, a predicted model, not a curated record